AGCAUGCAAGCACGAGGGUGAAAUUUGUUGAUAUUCUGUGCGUGUGUGUUUUCAUAAUUAUUUUAAAUAUAAUGGCCGAUAACAACAAGAAACUCUUGCCGGAUACCCAAAAUCGAGCUCGAAAAAGAUCUUUUCAACCACAAGAAUGGAAAAGGGAAAAAGCUAAAGUAGCAAGAUAUUCACCUAAAUCUUUACCAGAAUUUCCCAAAUGUGGACAUAGGGAAAGUAAUGGACCAUUUCUAUGCUGGCAUCUUACCAUGAACGAUAUGAAGGAGUUUCAUAGAAGUUUUUAUUCAAGCAAGAAGAAAGCUGACCAAGAUGCAUUUCUUUUAAGUUAUUGCUCAGGAUCCACGCCUGCAAGAAAAAGAAGUAGAGGGCGUGCUGCUAGUAAGCCAAAAGCAGUGUCUUUAACCUAUAAGGUACGACAGCAAGACGGUAAAGCAGUUCAAGUAUGUAGGGAGGCAUUUUUGGGUAUCUUAGGAGUGAAAAAGGACAGAAUAUUGCGCCUGGUGAAAAAGUUUAUAAACACAGGAACAGCGCCAAAGGAGAAUCGUGGCGGUGAUCGUGUUAUGGGGAAAAACGAUGACAAAAAGGUUUGCAUGAAGACAUUCAUUGAAUCAUUAAGGUGCACCGAAAGUCACUAUUGCCGCUCUGAUAGUCCACAUCGUGUUUAUUUGCCUUGUGACUUAAACAUAAAAAAACUAUGGAAUGUCUACAACGAACAAGCUAAGCCUGAUCAAAAAGUGAAGCAGUGCUACUUUCGAAAAUAUUUUAAUAGGAAAUACAACGUUGGAUUCGGAACACCUCAAACAGAUCUUUGUUCAACCUGUCUUCAAUAUAAAGAAAAAAUUAGGAGAUGCACGGAUCCUAAGGAAAAGCGGUCAUUUAUUACAAAUCACAGAGUCCAUACUCUUGAAGCCAAAAGCUUCUUUGCUUUUCUCAAACAAAACUCCGAUGAAGUAGUAAAUAUUUCUUUUGACUGUCAAAAAAAUUUACCCCUACCAAAAUUACCCGAUUAG
Molecule: messenger RNA, 1019 nt
Organism: Anthonomus grandis grandis
Lineage: Eukaryota; Metazoa; Arthropoda; Insecta; Coleoptera; Curculionidae
Exons: 2
Coding region: 72-1019 (315 amino acids)
Source: RefSeq, a predicted model, not a curated record